This is a messenger RNA of Scleropages formosus (Asian bonytongue), 6208 nucleotides long. RefSeq names its product tyrosine-protein phosphatase non-receptor type 14-like. Bases 430 to 3816 code for a protein of 1128 amino acids. The record is from RefSeq and is a predicted model, not a curated record. NCBI's taxonomy places the organism in Eukaryota, Metazoa, Chordata, Actinopteri, Osteoglossiformes, Osteoglossidae. The transcript is spliced from 19 exons. Gene Ontology annotation, biological process: protein dephosphorylation; lymphangiogenesis. Gene Ontology annotation, cellular component: cytoplasm; cytoskeleton. Gene Ontology annotation, molecular function: protein tyrosine phosphatase activity.
GCGGGGAGGUGCUGUUUCGCGGGGCCGCGUGUCACGCGCGCGGCGGAUGCCAAUACAACCUGUGGGGACGGGCUUCAAAUAGGAGGGAGGGGGCCUGAACGCUUUCUUUUCUGCUCCAGGUGCACAUGUGUCUCUGGCAUGGCUUCAGUUUUAACUUAAGUACUUUUUACAUGGUUUCUGGAGCAGGCAGCGACGCUGAGGAUUUCACCGGAGACACCGUCGGGUUUUGGGAAAAUUCAGCUGGACCACCAGCAUGAUGGUGGUGACUUUCCAUUCGUGAAUUGGUGGACACUUGGCUGUUCCUGGAAAUGGAUUAUCGGUUCUCUCCUGUGGAGUGACUGCUGUGUACAGAGAAUUUAGAGAACAGGAAAAGCAGAAAACACUGCUGUCUAACACAGGGCCAACUUUUUGUCAGCCAAAAGGGUAGACAUGCCGUUCCCUUUUAAGAUCCGCCGGCUGUACAGCUUCUCGAGCAAAAACUCCUUUCUGGUCCGGGUUCGGCUCCUGGACAACACUGUCAUCGAGUGCACGCAGCCUGUAGAGAGCACGGGACAGGAGUGCCUAGAAACAGUUGGUCAGAAACUUCAGCUCACCGAGACACAGUACUUUGGCCUGUGGUUCCAGAGCAAAUCCCAGUUCCAGCGUUGGGUAGUACUGGAAAAAGCCCUCAAGAAGCAGCUGGACAAGUUUGCCACUGACCACUUGCUUUACUUUGGAGUGAUGUUCUACAUGCCCAGUGUCUUGAGCCUGGAGCAGGAGGUGACAAGGUAUCAGUACUACCUUCAGGUGAAAAAGGAAAUUCUUGAAGGACGGCUGCGGUGCAGUUUUGAACAGGGAAUCAAGCUGGCUGGCUUUGCUGUGCAAGCUGAUUUUGGAGAUGUCAGUCAGUUUGAGUCCCAGGAUUUCCUUCAGGAGUAUGCACUCUUUCCAGUGGGUUGGACUUGUGCUGAUAAAGAGGUGUUGGAGAAGUGGACUCAAAAAGUAGCUGAAGAGCAUAAACGUCUUUGUGGAAUGACAGCUGCUGCAGCUGAGCUACUCUACAUUAGGGACGUGGAGAAGCUGGAUAACUUUGGGGAGGAAAGCAUUCCUGCUAAGGAUGGUUACGCCAAUGAUGUCUACCUGGGUGCCUCCUUCAUCGGCCUGUUUGUUAGACACAGGAAUGGGAGGCCAAUUGUACUGCACAGAUGGAAUGAUGUGGGGAACAUCACUCACAGCCGAUCCACAGUCACUGUGGAGAUUCUGAGCAAAGGAAACACUAUUGCAUUCCAAACUGAUGAUAUGGAAACAGCCAAGUACAUUGCAAGGCUGUUGACUUCCAAGCAGAAAUUCUACAAACAGAAUAUAAGUGCAAAGUUUGAGUGCUCACCAGUCUCAAUAGAGAGACGAACUACAUGGAGUGGUUCAACCACGACAAGACCUCCAUCCUACAUUCUCAAGUCCCUUCCUGCCCAGUAUGGAGAACAGGACCAGCAAAGCUCUCAAGACAUUCCUCAGGAGGGCCCCUAUUACUUGUCUGAGAUGAGUCCAGACCAAAGUUCAAUGGAGUACAGCUUCCUGAAUUGCUUGGCCCACAGGGGAAGUGUGUGUAACACCCCCAGCACAAGCCCACUGAGCCGCUUGCAGGCAGUUGUGCAAGCCUCGCCAGUCUCCUCCAACAUUAGCAUUCCAGGGAGUAAUGACAUCAUGCAGCUUGACUAUAGUCGCAGUGCAAUCAUCGCACCAUCAUACCAGCCCACACCCGAUUACGAGAUGGCUGUUCGGCAGAGCAGCCUUAACCUCAGUAGCUCCUUUGCCAACAGGCAGCAGGCGGCACUAGUGUAUAGCCAACCUGAAAUGCUGGAGCAGUCUUCACGUUUGCCUGGCCCCUGGGGAUCUCAGAUGAGAUACAGCAUGCCUGCAACCACCACACCUUUUACUCAUUCUUCAGGCCCCACCAACAAGCCCACUGGUAUCAUCGCUCACACAGUCAGCACACCAGAGUUGACUGGUGAGCAGCCUGGUGCUGCUGGUUACAGUACUGCACAUAUGCUGAAGAGCCCACCACUCCCUUACCCUGUCUUCCGACCUACUGCCAGCACACCUGACCUGGCUGCUCCACCAUAUGGGUGCCCCAGAAGCAGCAGCCUGGAGCUGGGAGCAAGGAGGGUCCGGCAGUCGGUGGGGCGCUUCCAACCAGAGAGCUCAGUAAUUCGUCACGCCUUUCAGCAGACUGAGCCCCUGACACGGGCAGCCCUCGGUGAGCACUCUAGCCUGGAAACAAUGAGCAGCAUGGUACGGAACAUUGAGGCCAUGGCCCUCAGGUCGCUCAGUGCCUCUACUGUGAGAAGAAACACCCUCAGGGAAGAGGUGUGUCCCUCUUCACCCCAGCACACAAGGUCCCUGUCUGAUGCUGCAGUGCUCAUCCGCAGCAGUGAGAGUGAAAAGGAAAUUGAAGAGACCCCAGUCCUCUGCCACCAAACCCAGUCAUUCAACCAGUGCUCGAUUAGCCCUCAGCUACAGGCUGCGCUGGCCAGCAUCUCAAACAGGCCUCCACCUGUGUACACGGCCCCUAGGGGCAUGGCCCAUCCUGGCCUUCCGCAGGCUGCUGAGGUGGCUCCAGCUAGUUUGAAAGGCAAGGCUCAGAGCCAGGACAGCACAGUUGCAUGUGCACAGCAAUACCAGCUCAGUGGAAGCAUGCUUGCACCAUCAGUCUCAGAACCAGUCCUGACACGUGUGAAGGAAAAAGUUAAAGUGGUCAAAGAGCGGCCCUCGUCGGAGAUGUUCUCUGCAGCUGAUAGCUUUGUGGAGAGAGAGAUUAUGCAGAGGAAAAAGCAAGAAAUGGAGAAAGACUCUCCAAGGAGGCUCAUCUGGACAUUUGGCCAGAACAGACCCUAUACAGCUAGGCCCCCUAUCUUGGAGAGUCAACCCCAUGGUCCUUUUGGGCAUCAUAACAUUGAACAGUGUAAGCUCCUGGAGUGGAAGCUGGCAGAAGAGGAACAGGUGGCUGCUGAGUUUGUGCAGAUCCCAUGGAAAGCAAAUGACAGGAUAGCAGCUGCCGCUGCCUUGCUGCCCAGCAGCACAGAGGGGAAUCAACUCCCUGACGUGGUGCCAUAUGAGGAGAACCGGGUGAUGCUGAUGCCCACCAAGGAGAACCACACUGGAUAUAUCAAUGCAUCGCACAUUAAGGUUUCCAAUGCUGGACAAGAAUGGCACUACAUUGCUGCACAAGGACCCCUGCCAAACACAUUCCAGGACUUCUGGCAGAUGGUCUGGGAGCAGGGAGUGAAUAUCAUCGCCAUGGUUACAGCAGAGGAGGAGGGCAGCAGGCCACAGAGCAAGCGCUACUGGCCUCAGCUGAAGCAGAGCCUUACGAUCCAUGGUUGCUUCAAAGUGACCACUAAGUUCUGCACAGACUUUGGAUGCUACACCACCACUGGACUGACUGUUAAGAACCUGAUCUCUGGGCAGGAGAGGCCUCUGUGGCACCUGCAGUACACUGAGUGGGCAAGCAAUGGGUGUCCAGAAGACCCCCAGGACUUCCUCUCCUACCUGGAAGAAAUUCGGUCAGUGCGACGUGAUGCCAACAGGGUGCUGGGCACUUCUAGAAGCCAGACCCCCCCAGUUGUGGUGCACUGCAGCACUGGGGCAGGCCAGACGGGCAUAGUCAUCCUCACAGAGCUCAUAAUCAGUGCCCUGGAGCAAAGUCAGAACAUCAACAUCCCUGUAAUGCUGGCCCGGCUGCGACAGCAGCGCAUGCUGAUGGUACAGACCUUCAUGCAGUACAAAUUUGUCUACAAGGUCCUGAUUUACUUCCUCAAGAACUCCCGCCUAAUAUGAGCUUGGAGUUCUAUGGUUUCUCUCCUCCCUUUCCCCUCAAGUAUUAAGUGUCACAGCAAAUGGUAGUUUUUCCACACAGAGGGGGGGAACUCAAGUUGUCUCUAGGGCUUUGCUGAGCUUCAUCCCACUUGAGCUUAAGCCUUGACUAGGAUUUUGUUUAAAUUACAUGGUUCAAAUGCUAGUAAACCAGUUAGUGGUUUUUCUUUCCCAAUUAAUGUUCAAGUAGUAGUCUUUAAAAUGUAUGUCAAUUUCAUUAAUGCAAAUGGGGAAAUAUCACCUGUUAUCUGGCUAACUUUAUUAUUGACUUGACACUUUAAUUUCACAUUUUAUUGGCAUAAGUGCACCUAAUGAUUUUAUGGAUGUGUGGUUUAGCACGUUUAAGUGUUAGCUGUGAAUUAUUGCUGUUGGUGACUGAAACUGAGUGACACUUUCAAACAAAAUCCCAGUCAAAACUAAAAUGAUUUAAUGGGUAGAAUGGAAAAAUUACACACCCUCCAUAUACCAUGAGCCUGGUAGUCAACUACUCUUGCUUCAAAUGUUUAUGGCUAAUGUACAAAUUCAUCAGCUGGGACAGUAUGAGAUGGUACUGGCUUUGUACUUCUCAUACAAUGAUGUAGUGAAUCCAGGAAACAUGGUGCUCAGGGACAACUGAAAUACAAUAGUCCAGACAUUUCAUAAGUUUCCCCUCAACAUCCUUCCCCCAUAUGACUUUAAAUAUAGCACACCCAAGGCCUAAAGUCAUGGCCUUGAUUUCUUUAACACAAGGGACAGCUAGCUUCUGUUUUCCAGAAAAUUUACAUCCCUUUCAUUAGGACUAUGCAUAUAGUAUAUUCAGGGCAGGUUGUACUAGCAGCAUGUAAUAGUUCAAAUUCUUUCUUCCUGCAGGAUUAGAAUCACACAAGUGCAGAAGUGAAUUUACUUUUCAUUCUCCUCCAAUCAGAUCUAGUUUAAAUUCCAUAGUUUUCCCAUGUCUUUCACCAGUACUUUAUAUGGUAACUCAAUAGUAUGAGGUGAAAUGUAGACAUGCUUGUACAUGCAACAUGUCUCAUACAGCCACAAAACCUAUUCGUAUGUGCAUUUGAGUUGACAGGAUCUCAGGGACAAUUUUCUGACAAACCUCCAUUUAAUGAUAUGAAAGCCAUGAUUAGGGGAAGAGGCAAAGCUGUACUGUUGUAACUUAAGCUUAAUGUGCUGAGUCAGACUAGCCCUGUUGACUCUUACUGUCACAUCUUCAGUAACUUAACUUUCUGGCUGGUUGGGAAUGACCAAUGGAAAGAUGCACUCAGGUCCCAGUGCUCAGCCAUUUAGUAAACAUCAAAUCACACCCAAUGGCACGAUACUUGCAUGCAUAAGACAAGUGGCCACCCCACCUUCAACUUUGCAAUGCAAUUGCUUAACUUUGUUUUAAACUGGACUUUAUACCAUACUGAAUGUAUUUGAAAUAAUUCUGUGAACACCCACUUCUGAGAUUUUAUACUUUGGAAACUUAAGGGGGGAGAUGAUGGAUUUUUAGCUAUGUAAUGCUGAAAUUUUGUAAAUAAACUGAUUUUUAGUCAUGUCUUGUCAAAUUCACUUUAUGAAAAGUUGGAAUACAUAUUUAGUGCUGUAAAAGAUUUGCCCCAUCCUGAUUACUUUGUGUAUCUCAUACUAAAUACUUCUACAGCUUCAAACAAAAAAGGAAACUGCAUAAACAAGUUUAGAAUUUAUUUUUAUUGAAGCAAAUUAUGCUUUUCACUAAUGUGGAAAAACUAAUUGCACCCUUAAACUUAAUCUGGUUGUGCCACUUUUUGCAGCAAUAACGAACCAAAUGCUUCUGAUAACUGGAUCAGUUUCACAGCAGUGGAAUUUAGCACUACUGCUUUAGUUCAUGCUGAGGGGGGGGGGAAAACCCUCCAGUGUGGCUGAACUGCCUGUUUUAACAUUCUGCCACAGCAUCUCAAUUGGGGUCUAGUCAGGACUUCAACUAGGCCCCUCAGAUGUCUGUCUUUUUGAGCCAUUCAGAGGUGGCCUUGAUCCCAUGCUUUGGAUCAGUCUUGUUGCAUAAUCCAGUUGUGCUUGAGUUUCAACUUCCAGACUAAAGACUGAACAUAAUCCUUUAAGGAUUUUCUGGUAGAAAGCAGAAUUCAUAUUUCCCUCAAUUAUUGCAAGUUUCCCAGGCCCUGAAGUAGCAAAGCAUUGCCACCACCAUGCUAGACUAUAGGUAAGAUCUUUUUGUAGAAUUCCAUGUUGACACCAGAUAUAAAAGGACCACUAUCUUCCAAACAGUUCCAAUUUCAACUGUCUACAGAACAUUUUCCUAAAAGGUUUCAGGAUCAUCAAGGUGUGUUCUGGCAAAAUUCAGAUAUGCCUUAAUGUUCUGGGUUAGCAGGGUUUUUUUUUUUUUUUUUUUUUU